This is a messenger RNA of Sordaria macrospora k-hell, 1032 nucleotides long. RefSeq lists its product as uncharacterized. Gene Ontology annotation, biological process: ergosterol biosynthetic process. Lineage: Eukaryota; Fungi; Ascomycota; Sordariomycetes; Sordariales; Sordariaceae. The record is from RefSeq and is a predicted model, not a curated record. Gene Ontology annotation, molecular function: cytochrome-b5 reductase activity, acting on NAD(P)H.
AUGAGUCUGUUCGUUGCUAGCACCAGGUCCGCCUUCCGGGCUGUCGCCCCUAUCAAGAGGUCUUUCCAGACCCGCCGCUCCUAUGCGACCCAGCCCUCCCAGGGUGGCAGCAGCAGCACCAUCCUCCUCGGUGCCGCCGCUGUUGGUAUUGCCGGUGCCGGCGCCUACUUCCUCUCCGGCUCUGGUGCCGCCAAGAAGGCUGAGGCCAGCGUCAAGGAGGUGACCGAGAAGCUCACCCCCGGCGAGAUCAAGAAGGCCUUUGUCGGCGGCGACCAGGGCUGGGUUAGCCUCAAGCUCGAGGAGGUCGAGCUGGUCAACCACAACACCAAGCGCCUGCGCUUCAGACUCCCUGAGGAUGACAUGGUGUCUGGCCUCCACGUUGCCAGCGCUAUCCUCGCCAAGUACAAGCCUCUCGAUGCCGAGAAGGCUGUCCUCCGCCCUUACACUCCCAUCAGCGACGAGAGUGCCCAGGGCUAUAUCGACCUCUUGGUCAAGAAGUACGAGGGUGGUCCCAUGAGCACCCACCUCCACGACAUGGCUCCCGGCCAGCGCCUCGACAUCAAGGGCCCUCUCCCCAAGUACCCUUGGGAGUCUAACAAGCACAAGCACAUUGCCCUCGUUGCUGGCGGCACCGGUAUCAGCCCCAUGUACCAGCUCCUCCGCGCCAUCUUCAACAACCCCGACGACAAGACCAAGGUUACUCUCGUUUUCGGCAACGUUUCCGAGGAGGACAUCCUUCUCAAGCACGAGCUCGCCACCCUCGAGAACCACUACCCCCAGCGCUUCCGCGCUUUCUACGUCCUCGACAACCCUCCCAAGCAGUGGACCGGUGCCAAGGGCUACAUCAACAAGGACCUCCUCAAGACUGUCCUUCCCGAGCCCAAGAACGAGGAUAUCAAGAUCUUCGUCUGCGGUCCUCCCGGCAUGAUGACCUCCAUCUCUGGCAACAAGAAGAGCCCCCGCGACCAGGGCGAGCUCUCCGGUAUCCUCAAGGAGCUCGGCUACUCUGCCGAGCAGGUCUACAAGUUCUAA